This is a messenger RNA of Plenodomus lingam JN3, 327 nucleotides long. NCBI's taxonomy places the organism in Eukaryota, Fungi, Ascomycota, Dothideomycetes, Pleosporales, Leptosphaeriaceae. The record is from RefSeq and is a predicted model, not a curated record.
AUGCCCGCCGCGGUCAAACCGAACAUUUCCGAUCGCUCGGGGCACUUGAUUCAGCGUGAAGAUGAAGAUAUUACAACAUCGGAUUUUGCAAGUGAUUUGGAGGAUUCGAGGAGUCCUAGAUUGCGAUGGAAUGGAGUGGAGUGGAAUGGAGUGGAAUGGCUAGCCAGUUCAAGGCGAAGAGAUCACUCCAUCAUCAGCCGACAAAAAGACCAAGUUGGCACAAUAUUGAUGAGCGCAAAUGCAACCUCUAUGCACUGUACCAUACGUAACAAUGCUAGCCCAUCACACAUGACCAACGACUGCAGUGUGAAAGAUUCGUGUAGGUAG